Messenger RNA from Thrips palmi, 1154 nucleotides. RefSeq lists its product as uncharacterized. The record is from RefSeq and is a predicted model, not a curated record. Lineage: Eukaryota; Metazoa; Arthropoda; Insecta; Thysanoptera; Thripidae. The transcript is spliced from 4 exons. Bases 240 to 758 code for a protein of 172 amino acids.
AUUUUGCUGGAAUCUCACACACGUGUUCUAAAGGCAGGAGUUUCGUAAACAACAACAGCCGACAGCGCAGGCUGAGAGGCUGAGCUGCUUUUACAGAUUCACGUUCACAUUCAUUCGAUAGCUUUUGUUCGGACCCGAGAGCGGGUUUAUUUUGGAAUUUGGAAGUGGGGUUAUGCUAGCUGAGAUCUCAGAUCAUUGAUUCACUCGUUUGUGCUGUCUUAUUUCCAGAUCUCCUAACGAUGAAAGAAGGCCGAAGUGGAGGCCGCGCUCCAGCACAUAAUGUUUAUGAGUCUUCACCAUCAACAGGUUCUACUCCAACUGGAGCCAACUCCAGCCAACUCAAUGGAAGCAGCCCUCCUGUCCUGCCCUCCUCUCCUCCUUCGUCACGUAAAAGAGGCGCUGUUUCCCCUGACAUUUCAGAGACCCCAUCAAAAGCCAUGGUCCUGAGUGGUGCUCUGGAGCCUGUCUGUCUUGACAUACAGGAGGAUGAUACACCUCGCAAGAUAGCUCUGAAGAGAAGAAUAAGGGUCGUGCAGAAACAGCUUCAGGAGGAAAGGCGAAAGACUGCAGAAUUGAAGCGAAAGUAUGCAGAAGUGGAGCGAAAGACUGCAAAGAAGCAAAGAGAGUUGGAAGCCAUGAAAAAAAUAUUAAAGAGAGCCAUUGAUUUCGGUUUGUGCUGUGUCACUAUCGACGCACCACUCGGGGAAGACAGAGGCCUCACAUGGCAUGCUCGCCCUGCUCUCAUGGGUCCGCAAUAGAAGCUUUCAAAAAUGGCCAAUCCAUGCCAUAAAAUAGUGUAUUGUCAUCUUUGGAACUUUGGAGCUAUUCUCCAUUUGUAUGUUUAUUCUACUGUCAUGUUUGAGCUUUUUCUCAUGACCGUAAUAAUUUGUGCAAUUUGGGUUGUGGCGAUCAAAACACUUGCACCACCAUCGUCUGUCGUUUUGCUAAAGGUGCCCCAAAUUAACUUUUUUUCCACCUUUGAUGUCUAGAACUUCAUGUCAUUUUGAAGCUAUUCUCUACUGUCAUUGGUUAUUGUUUGUUUUUACGGGGCAUUGUAAUUCUAAAUUCCAAUCCCUGACAAUGCGUUAGUAAAAAGCGUAUUUUUUGUGCUCAAAAUUAGGCAAUAAAACAUACAUUUUUAAACCUGAUCCUUA